AUGACAGAAGCAUCGACGGAAGGUAAAAUAGAGGCAGUUAUACGGAGUAAUCCACAUUUUCCCAAAUCCAGAUUAAAUUCAUUGUAUAGUAAUUUUGAAAAUUUAAAACAUCUUAACCCAGAAGGUUUUGAAGCAAAUAUUCAGGCAUGGUCGAACUUGUUGACUGGUUUAAUACAAUCAGGAAUAUUGAGGGACUCUCAAUUAUCAAUUAAUACUUUUAACCCUAACAUUUCACAACUAUUAGCGAUACCGAUGUAUGGGCAACCUAAAGGAUUAGGAACGAUCUUAAAUGAAUUGGUUCAACGAAGAAUUCUUGUUCCAUAUUCCUUAUAUAGUAGUGCCACAGACUCAUUUGUAUCGAUUAUGCAUGACUCAAUGAAAUUCACGGAUUAUAUAUCGCCAGGGAAAUGGUUGCAAUGGGGUAUUCAACAACUAGGACUUGCUAGCACAUUCACUUCAACUAACAAAAAGGGUGAGUUGAGUAAAGAAAUCUAUAUAUCAUGGUCUAUUUUGUGUUCAGUGGGGCAGACUUUUAUUAAUCGAAUCCAGAAAGAAAUCAAUCUUGGUACAAGGAGUAGUUCACUUUUUGAUAAAGUUUCGUUUUAUAACUUUAUGAAAAGCAUAGAUCCUGGUCUUUCACAUACUGAUUUUGAUAUACUUCUCAUCUACUUCUCAAGAGACCUAGGGAUCUGCAAGAUAAAACAGCUAGACAGCAUUACGUGUAUUAAGUUUCUGAACCAAGAAGAUAUAAAUAAUAAUCUCACUGACGAGGAUAUAGGAAUAAUCAAGUUGAAAUCAACUAUCACAGCUAUCGAGAUAAGAAAUGAGGAUUUAGAAAAAAAGGUUUCGACUAUGUCUCAUAAUAUGAAAGUUCUUUUAAAGAAUAGAAACUCGACGAAUGAAACUGGAACCAACAUUAGAUUGAAAAAUAUGUUGGCAACAAGAAAAGUAAUAAUUUCUUCUCUAGAAAAGUCUUCCUCUGCAUUAGGUCAAUUGACUACCACUUUAUUGAAAAUAAAUGAUGCAACAUCUAACAAGAAUAUAUUUGACCUGUUGUCCAAAUCAUCUAAAGUUUUGAAUGCUUUAAAUGACAGCAUUAAUCUAGAUGAUGUGGAUGACUUACAUAUUGAAUUGGAAGAAGGUUAUGAUAAAACAGAUAAGAUUUCGGAGUCUCUUGCUUCUGGAAGUAAAGCUUAUACCAAUGAUGAAGAAUUAGAAAAUGAGUUAGACAAGCUAUACGAGGAAGAAUCAUCUAACGUGAAGCCUGUCAAUUCAAAAGAGACUAACAAAACGGAAGACGACGAUCUGGAAUUGAUUCGUAAACUUGGAGAUAUGAAAGUCACUGAUGAAAUACCUAAUGAAGAAAGAAGACAGCUAGAAGCUUUAUAA
This is a messenger RNA of Debaryomyces hansenii CBS767, 1389 nucleotides long. RefSeq lists its product as uncharacterized. Gene Ontology annotation, biological process: vesicle budding from membrane; late endosome to vacuole transport via multivesicular body sorting pathway. The record is from RefSeq and is a predicted model, not a curated record. Gene Ontology annotation, cellular component: multivesicular body; ESCRT III complex; cytoplasmic side of plasma membrane. The transcript has a single exon. NCBI's taxonomy places the organism in Eukaryota, Fungi, Ascomycota, Pichiomycetes, Serinales, Debaryomycetaceae. The coding region runs from base 1 to 1389 and encodes 462 amino acids.